Molecule: messenger RNA, 5648 nt
Organism: Panthera uncia (snow leopard)
Lineage: Eukaryota; Metazoa; Chordata; Mammalia; Carnivora; Felidae
Gene: CFAP74
Product: cilia and flagella associated protein 74
Exons: 39
Coding region: 273-5243 (1656 amino acids)
Source: RefSeq, a predicted model, not a curated record
CCGGCGGUGCGCGCCCGCCGCGUGUGGUCGCCGCGCCUCCGCCGCGGCGGUGAGCGGACCUCGGGCGGGGUGGGAGGGCGCCCUGCGGAGUCCCCAGGGCCUCCCGACUCGGUUCUGCAAAGGAUAACCGGGUCUGGGAAGCGGGAGGGCCUCCGCUCCGACGUCGUCCACCAGCAGAUACUCGUUUAUCCGCUCGCAGUUUUGGCUUGAGCGAGCCUUCCUUGAACGUGUGCAAGGACUGGGCACUGAGCAGCUAAUUUCUGCUUCCCAAGAUGGAAGAAGACGCUAACCAGUUCCCUAAGAAGGAGCUUUUGGACAAUGUCCCGAUUGUGGAAGAUGAAAGAGAUGAACUAGAGGCUCCAGAGUUCCAGGUUGAAUUUCUUCCUCCGGCAGCUGAGAAGGGCGCCGACUCGGGAGGCCGCCGCCCGGGGAACAACGAUGCUGACCCAAGUGGGAAGAAAACAGCCGCCCCAGCCAGGUUCCAGGCUUGCGGCCUGCGGAGGACCUUGGGCCGCCUGGAGACGCUGCAGGAGGAGAAAGAGCUGCUCGUUCAGAAAACCAGAGGAGAGCUGCGUGCUUGCCGCCAGAGGAUGGAGCUCAUCGCCAAGCAGCAGGCGAGCGUGGCGGCCGAGGUGGCUGCAGGGAGAGAGGCCAACAACACUGCCUCCGUGGGCCGCCUCCAGGCGGUGUCCAGACGCCUGUGCACGGAGCUGGACGACGAGAGAGCCCUGCAGUCCCAGCUCAGAGCCGCGUUGCUGAAGAGCGAGAGCGCCAUGUGGCACAUUGCGAUCCAGAAGGGACAGCUUGAGGACGUCCAAGCGUCUGCCCAAGAGGAGGAAGCGGCUGCCAGGAAGGGCCUCCGGGUGCACGCGGCCGAGCAGCUGCACCGCGAGGAGGAGGCCCUGAAGAAGGCCGAGAGGAACCGGCUGCUGAGGGUCAGGAAGGCCAUGCACCUGCAGAAGGAGCACAGGCUCAGGCACCAGAAGCUGGUGGAAGAUGCCAAGAAGAAUCACAAGAUCGCGGUGAAGUUCCUGAAGGCUUCCCUGGGAAGAAUCCGCGAGCAGGAGAGGGAGAAGGAGAUGGGGUCCCAGGAGCACGUGAAGAGGCGCAUGGACGCCGUGCUGGCUUUGAAGAACAGUAUCAGUGCCAACAGGGAAACACUCCGGAAAUUUCAAGCAUGGGGCCAGGCCAAGGCAGAGCUGGCUGAGCAGAAGGCCCGGGCCCAGAAGGAGAUGAUUCUGGCCCAAGGUGGGGACGCUUUCAGACACCUUUUCCAUCAACGCCAGCGCCAGGAGCUGGAAGCCCAGAACCGCGCCUUCGAGGAGCAGCAGAAGCUCAGAAAGCAGGAGAUCAUAGGUCGGAUUCUGAAAGAAGAGGCUGCGGAAGAAACCAGGAGGAAGAGGCAGUCUUCUCCCACCAGAGCCACGGGCCGGCUGACCCUGAGAGAUGAGACGUGGGGCUACAUCGCGGACGUCUGCGAGGACAGGGGCACGGUGGCCCUUCCCCGCAACCUGCUGCAGGACAGCGGAGCGGUCUCACCCCCCAGAACCUCUCAGUUACUGGAAGCCAUCUCCUAUGAGUGCGUCCAGGGGGACUCGGGGAACAUCACCUGGGAACAUGACACGCUGGCCGAGCCGGAGAUCCCCGGGCUCUGGAAGGAAGACUAUAAGCCGAACCAGGUGCCCAAAGAGGAGGUGGACAGGAAGCCCGUGGGCGGGACAAAGAUGGACAAGGACAUCCUGGCACGCACCAUGGAGCAGCUGCGCAGCAGGGUGACCCACAGGCAGGUGGCAUCCGGGCACGAGUUCAAAGGUCGCCCCUUCAAUAGCAAACCCAAGCUCAUCCACUUCAAGGACUUCGACGUCGGCAAAGUGUACAAGAAGAAGAUCACGCUGAUAAACGCCACCUACGCCAUCAACCACUGCAAGCUGGUGGGCGUGGAGGAGCACCUCAGGGACUUCGUCCACGUCGACUUUGACCCCCCUGGUCCCAUGUCAGCCGGGAUGUCCUGCGAAGUCCUUGUCACCUUCAAGCCCAUGAUAAACAAGGAUCUGGAAGGAAGCGUCUCAUUUCUGGCUCAGACAGGUGGAUUUUCUGUUCCACUGAAGUGUUCCACGAAGAAGUGUAUGCUGUCUCUUGACAAGGAGCUCAUCGACUUUGGCAGCUACGUGGUGGGUGAGACCGCCUCCCGGGUCGUCACGCUGACCAACAUCGGAGGUCUGGGCACCAAGUUCAAGUUUCUUCGGGCAUCAGAGUCCUGUGAGAUGGACAUCUCCCAGUCGGUCGCGAAAACAAGCAGUCUGUUCACAUAUGAAGAUAAAGGUAUUUACGAUAAAAUCACCACCAGCUUUUCUGGGCAAAAGAUUGAGGGCAAUGAGUCCCCUCCCAUAGACAUGACAAGCCAGAAGGAGUCUGGGAAGCUGGACGGCAAGAAGCAAGAGGAGGGGCGCCCUGCAGAAUCAGAGGGAGUGACCAUGAGCACUGUGAUGACCGUACCUCCCAACGAGGAGCAGACGGAGAUCUCUCUGGGAGAGGUGGCAGAGGGGGAGAUUGGCCCCUUCGGCUCCAUCAAAGUGCCGGUCAUCUUCACGCCCAUCAUCCCGGGAGCGGUCUACACCAAGUUCAAGGUCGUGUUUAAGAAUCAGCAGUGUCCCACAUUAUAUUUCAGAGUCACAGGCGUUGCUAUCGACGUGCCCGUGUGGGUGCCAAAGCCCAGCGUAGACUUGAAGAUCUGCACGUACGACCGGCUGUAUCAGGACUCCAUCCUCGUCCACACACGGUCGAAAGCGGCCCUGCGUCUGAAGUUUGAAGUGUGCAAGGAGCUGAGGGGCCACAUGGAGCUCCUGCCGGAGACGGGCUACAUCCAGGCCCAGUCCUCCUACACCGUGCAGCUCAAGUUCCUGCCUCGACACUCCCUCCCAGAAGAUGCAGGGAAGUAUUUCGACAAGGAAAGCAGAGUCCUGGAGGCCCCAAUGACAAUCCGGGUGGCUGACCAGAUCAAGCCGGUGGGGUUUACGGUACACGCGGUGGUCACCACCUCGGACCUGGAGCUCAGCCCCUCGGCAGUGGACUUUGGCCACUGCACCGUGUACGAGGCCGUCAGAACCCAAGUCAGCCUCUGCAACCUCUCCCUCCUGCCCCAGGGUUUUGGGUUCGUCGGGCUCCCCAAGUUUGUGGACGUCCAGCCCAGUGACGGGUUUGGGACAAUCCUGCCGCUGGAAACGCUGCAACUUGACGUGAUCUUCCAGCCCACCAAGGCCAAGGAGUACAACUUCGAGCUCGUCUGCAAGUCGGAGAUCAACCGGUGCUUCAAGCUGUCGUGCCGAGCCGUGGGCGUCCGCCCGCCCCUGGGGCUGUCCCACUACCAGGUCAAGUUUGCAGCCACGUCCCUGUACCACACAUCCGUGGCCACGCUGUACGUCAUCAACUCUCACGUGAGCAUGAGCUCACUGACUCACUCCGCUCCCCGAGUCGGCUCCGAGGACGUCUCUCCCGUGGGGCCCACGACCUUCGAGUUCCUGCCGCCCCCCGACUCGCCCAUCACCGUCUCGCCCUUGGUGGGGACCGUGCUGCCAGGAAAGAGGUGCCUGGUCCAGGUGGCCUUCCGGCCCGUGCUCCCCACCAAGCUGAUCCUCCAGGAAGCCCUCCAGACCCUGACCAAAGAAGCGGAGGUCAAGUCGCCCUGCAGAGACACGGUCACCCAGAAGAAGGACCUAAGGAGACAGUCCUUCUCCACGCUGCGGCUGCAGGGCCGGGACCACCCGCCCCGGGCCUCCACCACCCAGGCUGCCAAGCUGCAGAAACUGGACCUCAAGCCCAGUUCGGACGAGUACCAGGCUGCCCAGGCCACCCUGGCCAGAUCUUUCCAGGGGAGGUUUGACAAGUUUGUGGUUCCCUGUGUCGUUGCCAGUGGUGACACUGAAGACAGGAAGGGGACGGAACCCCUGAGCUUCAGUCCCCACAAUACCCUGUACCUGGAGCUGUGGUGUCCAGCCGUGGCACCGUCUCUCGUGGUGACCUCCGACAGAGGCAAAACCAUCUUCAACUUCGGUGACAUCGCUGUAGGACACUGUGGCAUAAAAAAGGUCUCCAUCCAGAACAUCUCCCCCGAGGACCUCACCGUGGAGUUCUCCGUGCUGAACCCCAGUGGCCCCUUCAUCCUGCUGACCCCCAUCAGCAAGCUGCCUGCAGGCGAGACCCAGGUCCUGACACUGUCCUUCUCUCCCCGGGAGAGCAUCUUGGCCCGAGAAACACUGGACAUCAUCACCAAGAGAGACACGCUGUCUCUGACCCUCAUGGGUACUGGCGUGGCAUCCACGAUCACGUGCUCCAUUGAAGGGGACGUCCUCGACAUGGGUUACGUGAUUGCCGGAGAGUCUGUGUCCUCAAGCUUCAAGCUGCAGAACAGCUCGGCGCUGCCCAUCAGGUUCUCCAUGCAGCUGGACAGCCUCUCCAGCUCCAGGAGGGGCAAAAGCCAGCAGCGGCUACCGCAGUUCCUCGCCUUUCCGGCCCAGAGGACUGAAGUCGUGGGCACCCAAAACCACAGCGGCCAGAGCGUGUUCAGCGUGAUCCCCGUCGAGGGCGUCAUAGACCCCGGCAAGACGCAGGACUUCACCGUGACCUUUAGCCCGGACCACGAGAGCCGUUACUUCUCGGACAGGCUGCAGGUGGUGCUCUUCGGAAAGAAACUCUCCCACCAGAUUCUUCUGAAGGGCGCGGCCCGUGAGCACAUGAUGUUCGUAGAGGGUGGAGACCCCCUGGACGUGCCUGUGGAGUCCCUGACCGUGAUCCCCACCUACGACCCUGAGCACAGAGAAGGCCCCGGGUGGCACAGCCCCCCACACACUGGCCCCCAGCCGGGUCCUCUGUCUCCAGAAGCCGAGGAGCUGAAGCCCAUCCUGGUGACCCUGGAUUACGUCCAGCUGGACACAGAUAUGCCAGCCCCUCCUGCCACCCGAGAGCUGCAGGUGGGCUGCAUCCGGACCACCCAGCUGUCUCCAAAGAAGACCGUCGAGUUCAGCCUGGACGGCGCCGCAUCUCUGCAGCACAAGGGCUUCACCAUUGAGCCCUCCAGAGGCUUCGUGGAGCGUGGCCAGACCAAGACCAUCAGCAUCUCCUGGCUGCCACCUGCAGACUUUGACCUGGAUCAUCCACUCGUGGUGUCAGCCCUGCUGCAGCUCAAGGGGGAUGUGAAGGAGACUUACAAGGUCUUCUUUGUAGCCCAGGUGGUGAGCGGCCCCUGAGGCCACAGGAGUCUCUCCACACACCUCCUGCUCUCUCUUGAAGCCCUCCUGUGGUCCGCAAACCAGGCCAAGCCACCCACAGACCUGAGACCUGGGCAUCCCCUGCUGGGCAAACUCAAACGUGCAGCCCUCUUCAUGGCCCUAUGGCCGGGGCACCCCAGCCCUGCAGGCAUGGCUGCCUCCUGCUGACCUGGACCCAGCAAGUCUAGAGGCCAAGAGCACCCCUCCCUGGCCCCACUGAGAACAAGGCAACAAGGCCAGUCCUACCCACACGUACUCUUACCCUGAGCCCCUCAGAGCCCCCAGCCCCACCAGUACCCUCCUGCCCAGCCUUUAGAAGCCCUGGUGCGGGGAAGAGCUGCCCCCACAAGUCUGCCAAUAAACCUUCUGAGCUGCUUCGUACAG